Molecule: messenger RNA, 378 nt
Organism: Moneuplotes crassus
Lineage: Eukaryota; Ciliophora; Spirotrichea; Euplotida; Euplotidae
Source: the annotation of a GenBank genome assembly
AACAUGGAAGAAACCCCCAAAACAGUUAAAAUUAAGGUGAAAAGAGUUAGAAGAAGCUUCCUCUAUGUCGGACCUGCUCUAUGACUCUCUUAUUUCCUCUUUAAGGCAAUUCAGGGAAAACAUAUCAAAUGGUUCUCACAAGAUCAUACAGUUAAGAUCAACUCAGAUAAUUUGAGAAAAUAUCAUGAAGAGCAUGAUAAAAACUUUACUUUAUUUGAUCAAAAAGGUGGAUAAUUGAAAAUAUAGUUAAAGCAGGCUUCUUCUCUAAUUUUCUUUGAUCAGUCAUUUCAAUUGCAAUCCUUCAGUCUUAAUGAUGAACAAAAGAAUAACUAGAAUGUCUAUAUAGAGGCUAAUGUUGCUCUCUUCAGUGCAUUGCUG